AUGCUUCUUCAAAACAACACAUUCAUCUUUGGAGCAGCGAACAGCAACUUCCGAUACCACAUGAAGGUGGGGGAAACUUUCAAAAACCUCAAUCUCUUGUUUCAACGAACUUCUUUUUCAUACACUCAGCAGCAUCACCAGCUAUCUUCUAUAAUCUGCAAUAGCUCCUUUCUUCAUCACUCAGCUGUGAACACUUCUCACGAAACUUUGAUCGAAGCAACAGAGGAUUUUAAUGACAAUAACAAGCUUGGAGAGGGAGGUUUUGGCUCAGUUUAUAAGGGGACGACCAGAGAUGGCAAACAGAUAGCAGUGAAAAAGUUGUUUGCAAGGUCUGCACAGGGGAAAAGAGAAUUUAUGAAUGAAGUGGAACUCGUGACAAAUAUUCAACAUAGAAAUCUAGUGAAUUUGCUUGGAUGUUGCACCAAAAGAACCGAAAGAUUGCUUGUCUAUGAGUAUUUGCCAAACAAAAGCCUGGACACUUCUCUUUUUGACCCAUUAAAGCGCAGAAUACUCGAUUGGCAAAAGCGGUUUAAUAUCAUAAUUGGAAUUGCUCAUGGCUUUCCUUACCUUCAUGAGGACUCACAGUUUCGAAUAAUUCACAGAGACAUCAAGGCAAACAACAUUUUACUGAAUGAGCAAUUGAAUCCUAAGAUAGCUGACUUUGGGCUAGCGAGACUCUUCUCUGACAAUGAAACUGAAAUUCAAUCAAAAGUUGUAGGAACUUAUGGUUACAUGGCUCCAAAAUAUGCAAUUGGAGGGCAAUUGUCUGUAAAAGUCGACAUUUAUAGUUUUGGAGUUGUACUGCUACAAAUUGUAAGCGGAAGAAAAAAUACGGACAUGAAUCUUUCCAAAGAAAAACAGAGCCUCACCCUAUUAGAAUGGGCAUGGAGACUAUUCAAAGGAGGGCAUGCCCUAAAUAUUAUGGAUAUUGCACUGGUGGGAAAUUGCCCAGAAGAGCAAGUGAUAAGAUGCACCCACAUUGGACUUCUGUGUACAUAG
This is a messenger RNA of Cryptomeria japonica (Japanese cedar), 999 nucleotides long. Its product is annotated as cysteine-rich receptor-like protein kinase 44. Gene Ontology annotation, biological process: protein phosphorylation. The coding region runs from base 1 to 999 and encodes 332 amino acids. The record is from RefSeq and is a predicted model, not a curated record. The transcript has 6 exons. Gene Ontology annotation, molecular function: ATP binding; protein kinase activity. Lineage: Eukaryota; Viridiplantae; Streptophyta; Pinopsida; Cupressales; Cupressaceae.